This is a messenger RNA of Clunio marinus, 204 nucleotides long. Lineage: Eukaryota; Metazoa; Arthropoda; Insecta; Diptera; Chironomidae. The record is from the annotation of a GenBank genome assembly.
AUGUUUUGUUGUUUGCGUUUUAAAGCAGUGAACACAGCAGUCGUUUCAACGGCUUUAUCAUCCCAUAAAUUGUUGCGCACAGCGGGGGAGGAAAAUAGCAAAGAAAGAAAAAAGGAAAUUCCUUUCGCUUGCAAGGAAUUAGAGACAAAAUCCGGCAGAAAAGAUAACUUUGGGGGUACUUUAAUUGCGGUGAAGAACAUGUAG